Molecule: messenger RNA, 6031 nt
Organism: Alosa alosa (allis shad)
Lineage: Eukaryota; Metazoa; Chordata; Actinopteri; Clupeiformes; Clupeidae
Gene: sez6a
Product: seizure related 6 homolog a
Exons: 16
Coding region: 276-3407 (1043 amino acids)
Biological process (GO): regulation of dendrite development; synapse maturation
Cellular component (GO): dendritic spine; endoplasmic reticulum; neuronal cell body
Source: RefSeq, a predicted model, not a curated record
GGUGCUGGAACGGAACGUCAGCGGCGGGCUGUCUUGAAGGAGCUGACAGAACUGGGAGCAGGCAAUCCGCUUACUGAGCAUUCGAAUUAAACGUUCGCUGCAUUUCUCUUCUUGUCCGUCACGUAACGUUUGGUUAGUGGGCGUCUAGUUUUAAACGAGAAGACCUAGAGCACUCUCUGUUGUUUGUUGAGAAGAUCUAACAGUUAGAAAAAAAAUCUGGAAAUUAUUUGACCCGAGGACAUAUUUGGUGAAUCGAAAGGCAGAUUCCAGCUGAAAUGUCUGUUACAUUUGGGACUCAGUUGCACUUGCUUUUUAUAAUUCUAGCCAUCGAUGCUUCAGUGACGAAUAUACAUGGCCAAGAGUUGAGCACACACGUCAGCCACAGAGGAGGGGACUCCGAGGGCGAAAGAGAGCUCAGCCUGGACACGGGCGGCGGCGGUGGGCCGAUCGUCACGACGCAGUCUCCGCUGAGCGACCCUGCGCGGCAGCCGCGCCUGAAGGACCUACUGUUCCAUGAGUCGCUGCUCACCAAAGACUUCAGCGGAGACCAGCACUUCUUUGAGCAGCCGCCGGCCACCCCACCCUCCUCCUUGGCCCCUCGGUCCAACAGCGGUGACCCCUCCUCGUCUCACCACGUGCCCCACGAGGAUGCGCCCGCCUUUUCCGACAUCGCCACCACCGUCACCGUAGCCGCCACGACGCCUAUGACGACGGUCACCACGGCAGCAAGCAUCUCAGGGAGCCUGGUGUCCGUGGCGCGGAAGGGGACCACCAAAGGUGUGGACAGGACGGCUGAAAAGUCACCGCCGCCAACGACUCAGGCCUUGACAACACCUGUCAUUCAAACCACCUCCUCGCCAAUCAGUGUCCAGGGACACACUCAUUCGCCUUCAGUGGGGGCAGGACUCUCUGGUCCUAAACCAAUCAGCACAGAGAGCACGCUGGCGCCUCCAGCCCUGACAACCUUGAUCACACGGGACAAGUUCCGGGAUAAUGAGUCGGAGACAGCAAACGCUACAGGCAGCUCGAGUGCUGUCACAACAGUGAAAUCUCAGCCAUCAGCCAACGCAGAUGAGAAGACAACCACCAGCACCAUCACUACAACUGUCAUCACCACCAUACAGUCAUCAGCCCCAUGUACUAUGAACUUCACCGAUCCUGAAGGUUACAUUGAGAUGCCGCCACAGGACUCAGCCGGCUUUGACUCCACCAACGACUGCACGUACCUCAUCACUGUGUAUCUCGGCCACGGCAUCGAAAUACAGGUGCUGAACGUGAGCCUGCUGGAGGGAGCACAGGUGACGGUGGAGGACCUGGGGGUCCUGGAGCCAUCGGCCCUGGCCAACGCGUCCGCGCUCAAGACGGGCCUGGUGCUCCGCAGCUCCAGCAAUCAGAUCUCCAUCCGCCUGAGCAGCGAACAGAGGCAGCACCCCAGGUCCAUCACGCUACGAUACCAAGCCUUCGUUCUGAGCUGUGGCCUUCCAAAGAGGCCCGCCAAUGGUGAGGUGACUGUCAGCAGUCUCAGUGUUGGAGGGGAGGCCUUCUUCUUCUGUCUGACUGGCUACCAGCUCCAGGGCUUCUCCUCGCUCACCUGCCGCAACGCCACCACCCCCUACUGGACUGGCAGAGAACCCAAAUGCCAAGCCUCAUGUGGUGGGAUGAUUAAAAAUGCCACUCUGGGUCGCCUGGUCUCGCCAGGGUUUCCAGGUAACUACAGCAACAACCUGACGUGCCACUGGGUUCUGGAGGCCCCUGAGGGCCACAGGCUCCACGUGCACUUUGAAAAGGUGGCCCUCGCAGAGGACGACGACAGGCUCCUUAUAAAAAACGGGAACAACAUCGACUCCCCGGUGGUAUACGACUCCUACGAGGUGGAGUACCUGCCCAGUGAGGGCGUCCUGAGCUCAGACCGACACCUGUUCGUGGAGUUCACCACAGACGCUACCGGGACCUGCACUGGAGCGGCCAUCAGAUAUGAAGCUUUUCCACAUGGCUUUUGCUACGAGCCGUUUGUGAAGUACGGGAACUUCUCCAGCAGCGACGCGUCCUUCGGGGUGGGGGCAGUUGUGGAGUUCUCCUGUGACUCUGGCUACACCCUGGAGCAAGGCUCCGUCACCAUCGAGUGUGUGGACGCAGAGAACCCACAGUGGAACGACACUGAGCCAGGAUGCAGAGCUGUCUGCAGUGGAGAGAUCACAGACUCAGCUGGGGUUGUGCUCUCUCCGAACUGGCCCGAGGCCUAUGACAAGGGGCAGGACUGCAUCUGGGGCAUCCACGUGGAGGAGGACAAGAGGAUCAUGCUGGACAUCCAAGUUCUCCAUCUUGGUAAAAAUGACAUGCUGACGUUCUACGAUGGAGACGACCUGACAGCCAACAUCCUGGGUCAGUACAGCGGGGCGCUGCCGCGCUUCAAGCUCUACACCUCCAUGGCUGAUGUCACCAUCCAGUUCCAGUCUGACCCAGCCACCAACAUCUACGGAUACAACAACGGCUUUGUGGUACAUUUCUUUGAGGUGCCCCGUAACGAUACGUGCUCAGAGCUGCCUGAGAUCAUGAAUGGCUGGAAGAGCACGUCGCACCCCGACCUCAUCCAUGGCACUGUGGUAACGUACCAGUGUUACCCUGGCUACCAGCUGCAGGGCUCCGAGGUGCUCAUGUGCCAGUGGGACCUCACCUGGAGUGGAGAUGUGCCCAUCUGUGAGAAAGUGAUGGUGUGCCCUGACCCCGGCAUUGUGGAACACAGUCACCGGGUGAUCACCGGCUCUCGCUUCGUGGUGGGCUCCACCGUCCAGUACACCUGCAACAAAGGCUACUACCUGUCCGGGACUGGCCUGAUCACCUGCUACAGCCGAGACGUGGCAGAGCCCAAAUGGAGUGAGCGGCUGCCGAAGUGUGUCCCGGAUAAGUAUGAGCCGUGCAGAAACCCGGGCGCCCCCUCGACUGGACUCCAGAACCCAGAGAAAGCCUUCUACCAGGCCGGAGAGACCCUCAGCUUCUCCUGCAGGACCGGACAGGAGCUCCAGGGAGAGUCCAUCCUCCGCUGCGUGCCUGGACACCCCUCCCAGUGGAGUGGCACGCCCCCUGCCUGCAGAGCCUCCUCCUCAGAUUAUAUGAAUGAGCGGCGGCUAGAUGUUGACAGCUCUGACUCAGACACAGGCCCAGGCACCAACAUAGCCAUUGCAGUCAUGGUUCCAGUAGCAGUUGUUUUGUCAGUGAUCCUUGUGAUAUACAUCUACUUCUCAAAACUGCAAGGGAAACCUCUGCAGAUGCCCACCUCCUCACUGCCCCCCUACGACAACAUGACGGAGGAAUCGGCCUUCAGCAAUCCCAUUUACGAGACCGGAGUAAGUAUGGACGCCCUGAACCUCAGAGACGUGGACUCAGAGAACACCAUCGUCUUGUCCUGAACUUUCUCAUCACCACGACCCUGUCAAGCUGAGCGGAGCCGAGUUGGGCUGAACCAAACCGCUCAACUCCCUCUCAUCAUCUCCUGUGUGAACUGUAAUGUCAUCUCAUAUCAGGCCAACAGAGGGCGCUCUUCAUCCACAUCACCAGCACUCAUUCAGGCACAGUUUUUAUUCCUCAUCGAGACCCUGCAUGACCCUACAGAAACCCCCUCACUGUCAGGUCACUGUGUGUGUACUGUCAACCCUGAAGUGACCGUCAUGCUCCUUCCUUUAUCAUGUCAUGCUAUUUGUGUAAAUCAGUGUUUAAAAUAUUUCAUCAGAUCUGAUCACAUAGGGCAGAGAGAGAACAUUCUGACAAUAAGCUGCCUGAGUCAGGCAUGAGGAAUGUUUGACUCUGCAAAUCUACAUGCACUUUAAUAUAAAUGCAUUCUAGUUUGUAUUAUAUAGUUAAAAAUGUGCACGUUGAAGUUCUGUUAUCAAGUAAAACACAACAUGUGUUAAGGAGAAGUUGAAAAUUAAGUUGAAAAUGACAAUGAGUUGAAAGCAAAAGGUUAUUUAUUAAAGAUGCAAAUCCAAAUGUCGAGCUUAGGUCUAACUCUUUUUAAAUGUGAUCACAUAGUGAUGUUUGCUGCUGUUUAUUUAUAGAGACUGAAGUUUAUUUUAUUUGUUUUGCGGACUCUGACUGAAAUGCUUACACCAAAGCAAUGAGGCAUACCAGGAGGCAUAUUUGCUUUGUUUCUUUGAAUUUGCAAAACAAAAUCUAGAAAGAACACAGAACUGCAUAAACCAGACAAGGCAAUUACACUAAACGGACAGGGAAAGUUUUGGAGAUCCUAUUUCAAUCCUCUUCAAUGUAACAGAAUAUCACCUUUACUCAAACAUAUAGCUCAGUGCUUUGUACUUUAUUAGCUAUGUUGUUCCCAGUAUGUCUUCAUCUUAGUUUUCAUAAACAGAUCUGUGGUGUAAACACAUUGUCCAUUUCACUCCUUCCUCACAAACUCCCAGGAUGCACCUCUCUCUUCCAGACCCUAUUUCUAUUGGCCCUAGCUAGUAGUGCUUUUCAAUAAUCAAUACCUCUGUCUGUCUGCCUGUCUGUCUGUCUGUCUGUUCCUGCUCUGGCUGCACAUGUAGAGGAACCACGAGGUGAGGUCUCUCAUAGAGCCUGAAUGUCAGCACUAAGUCAUAUCACAACACCAACAAGCCACCAUCUGUCCAGCAUUUGUGUUGACUCCUUGCAACAGUUUUUUUUGUGUCGCUUUGUGUCGACCUUUGAAAACUCUGCAUCUGCAUUGUGUAUGGUCAGCAGCAUGAAAACACACACACACACACACACACACACAGACAAUAUGGGGGCUCAACAACCCAUAUUGUCAGCAGACGUCAAUCAAGACAUGUGAAUGUAUACAAUAGUAUACAGCAGUUCAUCAUCUUGUCUGUGUCAGAUUAGCAUUUGUUCUCUCAGUGUUUUGUUAAGUGUCUGUUUUUACAUGUGUCGUAACACUGUCUCUUUGUUUUCUUUUUGUCUCACUAUGUUUUGUAAGCGUGUGCAGGUAAACUGUGCAUCAUAAUUAGGGUUUGCUGUCUAUCUUAUUCAGUAUUGUCUCAUAUUACAUGUAAAUAAUGAAGAAUUAAGACAACCACUGUUCAAGGAGUUGAAGUAGUUUCUUUUAUCUCUGAUUUUUGAUGAGGUGACAUUUCAUGAAUACAUGUUUUACAUUGCAAUCGGACCUUGUUUUUGCUAUAUUGUUGCUAUUGUAUAAUUUAUGAAGGUCAUUAUAUUAUAGUUUAACUAAGGCAAUAUAAAAUCACUUCCCUGUCUGAUUCCUGAGCUCUUAAAUGAUCUUACUGGUAAUGUUUUUUUGACUUCCACAGGAAAGAAGACAAUAUGAGGUGUCCAUUUAGAGAAAGAAUGUUCAGGCAGGGAAGGUACUGUGCGCGCACAUACAAAUAAGGUCUUGACCUUGAGACCCCGAUGCCCUGUUCCCCUGCCUUUUCGUACUCUCCACCCCCGGAUCUUGUAAAUAUGUUGUCUCCAAAGGACCUAUACGAGCCAGCUCUGUACAGACCAGACUGUGAGCAACAUGGUAUUAUUUUUGUAAAGGUUCACUGACAAUGGCUUAUCCUCAUUGUGUUGUCCCUUUUUGCCGUUUCUGCAAGAGACCCCCAACAUUUUAAAAUUACACAAUUAUGAAGACUUCCAAUUAUCCUUUUGUUACUUCAGGCGCUAUGGUUCAGCUGAAACCUGCUGCUGGAUGUCUGUUAACUAAUUUGCAGUGGUUCCACAGGACCAUUGUAUACAUAUCGCAACUAAGUCUGUAUUUCACAAAAAAGCCAUUAUACAGAAUAUCUGCAUGGGGUUUUGUCUUUCCUAAGCAUUUUGUGAAUAAACUCAAUCUCCAAAAGGAAAUGUGUCUGGUGUUCUCACUACAAUUUCCAAACAGAGUUAUUGGAAUACAUGUGCAUUUGAACAAUUUUGUCCACAUUGUUAAUUUGUACACGUUUUACACUGUGUACACGGAUGACCAAGGAUUAUUUUUGUCACAGGGUACUAAUCAUGUUAGGGCCUACAGGGACUAAAACAGUUGUGUUAUCUCACCACAGCCAUGCUGUAGAUGUCCUAUUAA